GGGCGGUUGCAAGGAAUGGUGUUUGUUUAUUGCUGCAUCAAUCGACGGCGCAGGAGGAGAUACAGUGUGUGUGUGUGUGUGUAUACAUAUCUGUGUGUCUGUGGCUAGUGCCUCAGACUGAUCAAUGGCGGGGUGCGUGAGUGGUGUGACGCAGUGUGUGGUUUGCGGUUGGUGACAUCAAUGAGCGCGGCUCAUGCUGUGGUGUGUGGUGAGUGCGGAUCUGGUGGUGGUGUGUUGGCAGUUUGCCAAUCGUUUGUGGAGCGGGAUUUUAUACAUCCAGGAUCUCAACGCACCGUUGCCACUGCCUAUCCCACGGCGGUGGCACUAUGUUCUCAGUCCAGCCCCUGGUGCUGCGCGGGAGAACAGACGCGGGAGGGGGCUACCUAGACUUCCUUCGCGCGGUGCUGCGGCGCCAAGUGUGGGGGGGCUCCGUUUGCAGAAAUGGCCGCACUCAGCCCAGGUUUGACCCAAUCCGUUCGUAUGUGGAUCCACCGUGAGUAGGUCGCACUUCACGACAUGGUAUUGUUCCGUAAUGGGCCAAUUUAGAACACCCCAACCCCAGCCACGCUAUUUUCUAUGCCAAUCAGCACAAUGAAGCCUUCAAACGAACACCCCGACGCUGGCUACCAUCGUGGCAGUCACUUGACUUGCCACAUAACACCAUGCACCUAGUCACCCUCCUUUGCCUGAUAUUUGCAUGUGUUGUGGCAGUCGACACGACGGUCAUUCGCUCCGCACUGGCUGUUGUUGACCAGACCAUGCAUCCUACCGGCGACAAUGUGGUCGACCUUGCCACCGACUCGCUCUUCGUUCCAACCGUCUUGGUGGGAAACCUCGCCUCGUCCACCGGGCUCGUCCACAUCAUCCCCACAAGCCGCCUCAUUAUCCCAGGCCUCGUUCUCGCUUCGCCGGCCAAUGUUUCCGGUGCAGACCUUGAGCUCUGCAUCGUCCCACCCGCAUCCGUGGCGCAUCUUGGCGAAGUUCCGAGCGGGCCAAGGCCAUCGUGUCGCCAUCGUGACCAGAUGGCCUGUCAAACGCUUUUUUGGACCCGGUCUCGAGAACCACCGUGACAGGUCUCGACUCCAUGCUGUCCAGCCUCGCCUCCUUGCUUGUCACAUCCCAUCCACCGCCCAUCGCACUCUGUCUCAGGAGUGAAAUGAGUGGUGUAACCUUUGAGGCCCCAUCUCCUUCUCCAACUGUACUCAUCGACUACUAUGAGGUCUGCCCACAGCUGCUGGUCAAGAACGCGCACGUUGCCAACUCGCCACUGACGGGAACGACCGCCGCGCCGGUCGAUGCUACGCUCAUCGUCACAUGCGAGUCGGGCCGCAUCCUCUCAACGUCCCAUGCCGCCAGUGGAACCGUCACCUGCCAGAUAUCAGGGGCAUACUCGCCCACGGUCGUGUGUAUCGAUGCGGCUGCACUACCCUCGACGGAUCCCUGCCCGCCGCGCUCGUUCCGCGACACCUGCGGAGUCUGCUCCGGGCUGGGCACGGGCCACGUUGCCAACGCCGAUCUUGACGCAUGCGGUGUGUGUUUUGGCGAAAAUGCCGCGCUGGACGAUUGUGGCGUGUGCUUUGGCAACAACGCCGCGAUGGACGAGUGCGGCGUGUGCUUUGGCGACGGGUCGCAGUGCGCCGGCUGCGACGGGGUGCCCAACUCGGGUGCACGUCCGGAUGUUUGCGGACAAUGCAUGGGCAAUGGGUCGUCAUGCUUGGGAUGUGAUGGCAUUGUCAUCCCAUCCGGGGGCGCCACCUUUGACAGCUGUGGCGUAUGUGGUGGUUCCGCAGGCAGCACUGACUGCGCGACGCCGUGCGAUGGUGACGCUGCCAUCUACGACUGCGCAGGCACAUGCGGAGGCGAUGCCGUCAUGAACGCAUGUGGCGCAUGUGUUGGCGGUGUCACUGGUCGCCCCGUUGACUAUGGCCGCGACGACUGCGGCGUCUGUUGGGGCGGAAACCUCGCGAAGGACCGAUGCGGCGUGUGUUGGGGCCGGGACACAGGCAUCGAUGCAUGUGGCCAGUGUCACGGCGGUGGAGCCGGGCGCGAUGCAUGCGGCGUGUGCCACGGCGGUAACGCCACAAUGGAUGCGUGCGGGGUAUGCGGUGGCGAUGGUCUCUCGUGUAUCGGCUGUGACCUUGUCCACUUUUCCGGCAAGGAAGUCGACGAGUGCGGCGUGUGCGACGGCGAGUCCGAAUGCUCCGUUGCUUCGAUGGUGGCUACCACAUCGCACUCACGCAAACGUACCCUCCGCAUUGUUGCUGUAGCAAUUGGCAGCACCAUGCUCUUGGCAAUGGUCAUAGUCAUCGGCAUCGCCGCAUGCCUGCCUUCCAUCAAGAGGCGCGGCCGGUCGUCCCGUGUUGACGUUGCAAGCCCGCACACGCUCGCAGAUGCCGAGGCCGUCACAUCAAGCCAGUCUGCUACAUCAUCAAGGCACGUCACAGAAGUCGUCGUUGGGAAAGAGACUACUAUCGGGCUAGCUGUCGUCAUGGUGGCCACGGUUGCCGACGAUGAGCAAAUGCGGGUGUCUCAUUCCGCCGCAAUGCGCGAUGCCACCAUACUCCACAACGUCGCUUUUCGCCAUGUCCUGGCACAAACAUCUGGGUGCGAGCUUGCUGCUGCGCAAACUACCUUUACCGCUGUAUUUCCUCACAACGCCGUCGACGAGGCCAUCGCCACCGCCGACAAGCUUCACACGACCAUGCUCAAAGUUCCUUGGCCGCGGGAGAUCAGCCACUUUGUCGGCCGCAGCAACGACUCGCUUGCUGUGGACUUUCCAGGUAGGUCAACCUUGGGCGCAUCAGAUCAGAGCACAUCGCUUCCUCACGACGCGGCCCCAGCUCUUUGGAAUGGCUUUCGACUGUGCAUCGGGCUGCACAUCGGGCACAUCGACGCCAUGCCCACUGCAUACGACGGCGAUCCCUCCUUCCCGGGCCCUGCCGCCGAAUCUACUGCGACCAUCGCCGCCCUUGCGCCACCAGGCACCACUGCUGCCUCGGAGUGCCUCUUGGCAGCUUCUACGUCCCACGACAUCGUGGCAGUGCGCAUCGCCAAUGUCGAUGACAUAGAGAGGGCCUCAUCGUCUACCUCGGUCUACAGUGUCGGCCACUGCGACUCACUCGCCGUCAACCGGCUUGUUGCAGCCGGUCUUGUGCCCCCAUCUCCAUCACCUGGCCGCUUGAUCUUGUCGGCAGAUCUGGAGUCACAGUUGUCGACCCCGAAUGAGUUGUCGGAAACGACCACCAUGUCGUUUGGCCCAAUGGUCCCUACUGGGCCAUCUGGGUCUCCGAUGGCCGCACAGAAAAUGCGCAUCCCUUAACUCACCUGCGUGGGUUGCAUGGCAUCUCUCCUCUUGCUGGGCCUGGUACACAGUUCGCGCUGCAUGCGUACCGCUCCAUCGGCGAGCGUGGCACAAUUGCAUGCAUCUUUCCAUCCGGCCAUUUUGAUCGCAACGCCACGCUCACCGCUGCCCGCCGCCGCACAGCAAUCCUGCCCCCUUACUUCCGAUUCCCGCUACGGGCUCCGAUGGCGUCGACAGAGUCGGCUCUUGAAGAGUGCUGGCCCAACGGCCUGACCCUCUGUGCCACCACAUCUUGCCGAUUGGCUCGGUGACUCGCGCGCACAUGGGCAAUCGUCACAAGCUCGCGUUCGAAAAAUUAAAGCAAGACUUGGGCGGCCAGAA
Molecule: messenger RNA, 3682 nt
Organism: Thecamonas trahens ATCC 50062
Lineage: Eukaryota; Apusomonadida; Apusomonadidae
Exons: 1
Coding region: 1085-3319 (744 amino acids)
Source: RefSeq, a predicted model, not a curated record